Molecule: messenger RNA, 2118 nt
Organism: Batrachochytrium dendrobatidis JAM81
Lineage: Eukaryota; Fungi; Chytridiomycota; Chytridiomycetes; Rhizophydiales
Exons: 5
Coding region: 1-2118 (705 amino acids)
Biological process (GO): positive regulation of transcription by RNA polymerase II
Cellular component (GO): RNA polymerase II transcription regulator complex
Molecular function (GO): DNA-binding transcription factor activity; protein dimerization activity
Source: RefSeq, a predicted model, not a curated record
AUGCCAUUCACUCAACUUCAAUCAGCCUCAAAUCCAACCGAAGUGGUCAUUGGUAUUAAUACUGAAACUGCACCCACUAGUGGCAGCAAUGAUGAGAGUAACUUGCAUAAGCUAGUCCCUCAAUAUUUGCAGCAGCAGUCUCCACACUUUCAUCAAUACCAGUUCCAGCAACAGCAGUAUCAGCAGCUAAUGCCAUUUGAUGCUCUUUUGAUCUCACCAGCCAUGACUCCCAUAACCCAUUUUGGCCACAUGUCUAUUUCUGGAUCAAGUAGUAAUGAUGUCUUUCAUGGAUCUGCUGCAACCACAGAUGGUUUGUUUUCUCCCAUAACUUCUCCGGCUCUCAAGACUAAUAUUCAGAGCAUGAAUGACUUCAACUCUCCUAAUAUUAUUAAUCACCCCAACAACUUCACACUAUCCACGCCCAUCUCUGAUGUCUGUUCCGAUAAUAUUCAUGCUCAGACUCCCUUGAAUGUUUUCCAUUAUAAUACUUCUGUUGGUGCUUCUGCAACACCUGGUCGCGUUGCAUCUCCAUUCCUGUCACCAACAGCUGGAAUGGCCUUGACCAUGCUUCCACCUGCAGUCUUACCCACUUCUGAUUCCAUAUCUGCAUCCCAUGAUGUAUCUUCUAUGCAUGACUAUCAUAAUCUUCAUUUGCUGCAACUUCAGCAACAGCAACAGAGUCAAUUCAAUGCAGAACGAAAAAGCACUCCUUUGGCCGACGAUCUACAGCCGUUAUCUACUCCAGGAAUUUCGGGUGCUCCUAAAAUCGAGCGCACACAAUCUUCUCAAUCAUGGCGCCGUAAUCAGUACUCUCCUUAUAUGUUUCCACGCAAAUCCGUUGCACAGUCUCCGCUUUCCACGGGUACAAAUGUGCUGCAUCGAGGAUCUAUUUCUUCUGCAGAUAAUCUUAAUACCCCACAAUUAGAACCAAUACAGUAUGCAUACGCUCCGUCUGAUAUAUUUUCUUCAUCAAACAUGGCUAUACCUUCUCCUUUGGCUGUAGGUUCAGACUCUUUUGUUUCCGCUACCAAUCUACAACAGCUCAUUGAUUUUCACGCAUCUCGGAUCAGUAGUCCCAUAUCUAUGCAACCUACACAUCCUCAGUCCACUUUUAAACCUCCAUCGCGAUCUUUUUCCACAUCCGACUCGAUGAAAACCCAAGCUGUAGAUCUUUCUAAAUCCAAUCCACAGUUUGAUGCUUUUUUAACACCUACUGAUAUGACGCCUUCUGCUGUUAUGGAUACAUCACAACACCAUUUUUCUCUUUCAGACAUCAUACAGCAUGAUUCUGGAGAAACCAUGCAUGCAUCGUCAAAUGUUGCACGUAUUACUCCAGCACAGUUGAUGGAUAUACAGCAGCAGAAACAACAGCGUCAAGCAUCGCUUUCUAUUAAAACAAUGCCAUUGAAGGAAGAUUCUGUAGGUAUUCCGGCAUUAGGUCAAAUGGAUCCCGCAACGAUGGCUCUUUUGAAAUUCCCAGAUACCAUUGUACCAAUAGCCCAAUUUAAAUUUCAGAAAUCUCUUCCAUCAUCGCCACAAUCUUAUUCACAAGCAGAUCUUCAUUCUAGACCAUUGUCACACCAAUCUAAAAAGCAACUUCCCUUGGUUUUUCCCAAACCCUCCCCAGCGCUAAAACCUUUACUCCCAAACAAUGGUUCUCUGACUCAUGAGGAUGCUGCAUUGAAGCUAGCCGAAAAAACUAUAUAUGUGGAUAUAAAACUUGGACUGUGUUUUUCUGCCGAGAUCACAUCUAGUGUAGAGGUGCGCAAAUCUACCCACAAGCAAGCCGAACAACUCCGUCGAGACACUCUUAAAUCAUGCUUUGACGAGAUUCGCAGUUUACUGCCUCCUAUUGCAGAAAAACUACCAUCUAGAGUAGUUGUCAUUCGUGCAGCACAUGAUUACAUCACGACACUUCACGAAGAAUCCAAAACUCAAAAGUUGGAGAUUGAGAGUCUCAAGGCUCGCAUUAAACAGCUUGAGAAUGGCUUGAGUGAUGGCUCGUCGCAUAUGUCCCAAGCAUCUCCGUUGUUCAAAUACAUUCAGUACCCCGAAAGCCAAGUUGAAAAUUCUGAAAAGUCCGUUAUUCACAGCCCAUAUAAAGACAUGGACAACUAA